Molecule: messenger RNA, 2238 nt
Organism: Monoraphidium neglectum
Lineage: Eukaryota; Viridiplantae; Chlorophyta; Chlorophyceae; Sphaeropleales; Selenastraceae
Exons: 4
Coding region: 1-2238 (745 amino acids)
Source: RefSeq, a predicted model, not a curated record
AUGGCCAACGGCGGCCAGGUGCUGGUGGACGCUGAGACCUUUGAGCAGAUCAGGGACGAGCGCAGCCUGGCGGCGGUGGACUACCACGGAUACAACGACAGGCUGCUGGCGGAGAAGGCGGGCCCAGGGCCCUGGUGCGCGUGCGGCAGCUGCAGUCCCUCCAAGUGGCUGCGUCCCGGCUGCACCCGCGCGGACGCGGACGCCGCCGCAACCGCCGCCCCUGCCUUGGAGGCGUCAAAGCUUGUGAUCUUGGACAUGGGGGAGUACGAGGUUCCGGGCAUCAACCUCGAGGCGGUGGUGUCGGGCCAAGCGCCCGGGCAGCAGCACAGCCCCGCCGACGGCGGUAAGCGCGCCGGCCAGCAGCCGCAAGACCAGGAGCAGCAGGAGCGACGGCGGCAGCGGCAGCAGCGGCGCCGCAAGUCGGGGCGCCUGCGUGUCUACAGCGUGGCGCCGAGCUGCCUGGCCGACAGGGCCAGGGAGUGGGGCAACUCUCUGGCCUUCAAGGAGGGCUGGCGCCAGACUGACCGCGGCUUCUUCGAGGCGCCCGGCGCCGUCGGCGCCGCGACCCUCACGCCGCGCGACGCGGCCGUGGCGCCCGAGCUGAUGCCGCACGUGACGGUCGUGUGUGCUGGUGUCGAGGGCGCCAAGUGGCUGGUGCGGUGGCGGCACGCGGGCGAGGUGCGGGAGAUGGCGCGGCUGCUGCGCAUGGUGUACGUGGCAGCGCUGCGCGCUGUGCCAGGCGGCUACCUGUGCCGCGAGCAGGAGGGCGGCCUGCGCUACAUGCUGGCGUUCCGCGACGCAGAGGGCGCGCUGCAGUGGUGCCUGCUGGUGCAGGAGGCGCUCAUGUACGCGCCCUGGCCGGCGGCGCUGCUGGCGCUGCUCGAGUUUGGCGAGCAGCACACACGCGACGGCGGCACGCUGCUCUUCCGCGGGCCGCGCGUGAAGAUGGGCGUGUGCGAGGGCCGGCCGCGCAGCCUCGUGGCGAACGAGGAGGGGCGCGCCGACUACUUUGGCGCGAGCGUCAACCAGGCGGCGCGCUACAUGGACGCGGCGGCGCGCGGCGGCCAGGUGGCGUGCGACCUGCAGCUUGUUGAGGCCGCGUUCAGGGACUGGCGGCUGCGCGACGAGGGCGCGGCGGCCGCAGAGGCGGCGGAGGCCGCGGCCCCUGCGGCCGCGGCGCCGUGGGAGCCGCCCUCCAGGCAGCCCGCCUCGGCCAACGGCCCCGCAGGGCCGGAGCCCGCCUCGUCGCAGCAGUCGCAGCAGCAGGAGCAGCAACAGGAGCAGCAGCAGGGGCAGCGGCAGGCGCAGCAGCCGUCACAGCAGCCCGGGCAGGGGGAGGCGGCGCAGAGCGCGCCCGCGCAGGGCCCGCGCGUGACAGGUUUGCCGGGCCGCGAGCCCUACCAGCUGCUGCAGAGCGGCCGGGCGCGGCCCUCGCAUCGAUACGAGGAAGACGACGCCGUCAUACCCGGGCCGUCGCGCACGCUGUCUGGCACCGCGCUGAUACGCCAACCGCGCCAGCCGCGCGUCGGGGCCGCGGGGGCGUUCGCGUCGCCGUUCGCGCGCGCGCUCGGCUUCCCGCAGCCGGCGCGUGCGGCGGGGGGCGCGUCGGGGCCGCAGCCCGGGGAGGGGCCCGCGCCGGCGCCGCUGGCGGGCCGGCCGCGGGCGGUGGCGCCGACGACGCUGGAGGAUGCGAUUGCCGCCCUCCCGCGCCACAGCGUGGCCGUGCGCGCGCUGCACCUUGGGUCCUACGCGUUCAAGGGCGCCACCGCAGUCGACCUCGUCACCGUCACCGCCGCCUCCCUCGCCGCGCGCGAGGCGCUGGUCGCGCGCGACGAGCCCAGGGCGCCCAAGGGCCGCAGGCUCGCGGAGCGCUCCGGUGUGGCGGACGGCGCGGUGGCGCCGCUGCCAGACAUCCUGCCCGGCCUGAGGGACAGGUUCCUUGACGCCGCCGCCGCCGAGGGCGACGCGGCCGCCGGCGGCGGCGGCGAAGGCGUCGCCGCGAGCGACGGCUCGGCGGCGCGCCUGCAGGCCAAGCUGCAGCGGUCGUCGAGCACCGCCGCCGCCGCCGCCGUCGCCGCCGCGCUCGCGGCGGGCCCGGCCGGGUACGCGUUGUGGCUGUCGCAGGAGCUCGCGCGGCGGCGGCUUUUUGAGGGCGAGGGCGCGGCGGCAGCGCCGCCGCUGGCCCGGUCGCUUACCACCACCAGCAGCUUCAGGCGCUUCGUGGGCGCCGUGCUUUAG